AUGUGUAUUUUUACUGAUUUCCUCGGCGACAAUCUCUUGGCUCCGGGCUAUGAACUCUUCAUUAGAGAGAAUGGUGUACCAGGCAUGGGCUUUGGCCUUGCUGUGUCGAUCAUCACCAUGUCGUACAUAGUGGGAAGAUGCUUCUCCUCCGCCGUCAUGGGGCCCAUUUCUGAUCACACUGGUCGUUGGAAUGCGAUUCUUAUUUGCGAGCUUCUAACAGCAGUCGGAUUUCUCAUGCAGGCGCUGUCUUGGAGUUUUUGGUCACUCGUUGGCUUUCGCUUUUUCACCGGCUUCGUGGGUGGUACAAGGGUCGUUAUUAUUGUGUACAUAACCGAUUGGAUGUCUGACCGCAACAUGCUUACUUUCUGGAUGUCCUUCAUCCCAAUUGUCUCGAGCGUCUCGUCAUUCGCUGGUCCGUUCCUCGGUGGAAUGGUCGCUCAGGCCGAUGAAUCAGCUCCCUUGAAUCCGGCUUAUGUCGGGCUCACUCUGAAUGCCGCCAGCUUUUUCCUGGUUCUCUUCUGCAUGAGGAAGUCUCCGAAGGACGCCGGGCUUCGCCUGUGUGCAUCUAAGAGGAAUGAAACCGCUUCCGUUGCGGAAUCUAAACCGAGCAGCAUUGCGGGACCUCUUGUCGAGUGGAGAGCCGUGUGCCUCUGGUUCUUGCUCUGUGGUCUGUCCAGUGCUGGGACUCAAGGAUGGUCCCUCCUCCUGGUUACCAUUCAGAAGGAACUGGGCCUGUCCAGCAUCGUGCUUGGGUCCAUAAGUGGAUGGUGUGGUCUGAUGAUCAUAACUGGCCAGCUGGUAGUCCUCCCUUUCCUCUUCCAUCGACUCAAAUUUUCCGAAGGCGCGGUUGUCGUCUUUGGUUUUGUUCUGGCUCCCUUCAUUAUUAUCCUCGGUUUCGUCACCAACAUUUGGGCGACAAUUGCAAUCGGCUCCCUGUUCUCAUUGGGUGUCCCCUUGACCAUGACGAUGGGCUUUGCGGUACGCGGGGGAGGUCAUUUCGAGUUGAGUCUCAUCCGUUUGAGGAUUAUAUCCCCAAGAAUCUCCAAGUAG
This is a messenger RNA of Perkinsus marinus ATCC 50983, 1050 nucleotides long. Its product is annotated as Tetracycline resistance protein, class B, putative. The record is from RefSeq and is a predicted model, not a curated record. The transcript is spliced from 7 exons. Gene Ontology annotation, molecular function: transmembrane transporter activity. NCBI's taxonomy places the organism in Eukaryota, Perkinsozoa, Perkinsida, Perkinsidae. Bases 1 to 1050 code for a protein of 349 amino acids. Gene Ontology annotation, biological process: transmembrane transport.